GCCGGCAAAACCCGACCCUGCGCAGCGCCGCUGCCGCCGCGAAGGCAGCCCGCGCGUAGCGACGGACCGCCAGUCCGCGUGCAAGACAUCAACGAAGGCAGCCACGAGGCCCGCCCAGCUUCCCGCGCGGAAAACGGCGCGGAAGUGACCAAAACAGCCGAUGAGCACCCCGCCGCGCACGCCGACGCGGCGCCUCCGCCGCACGGACUCGGGCCGGUCCGGCUCGGCCUCCUCCGGAAGAUCGUCAAGGAGCCGCCGCCGCACGCCGUCGCCGCACGGCUCGCGGAGCGCGCGGUCGGGCUCGGCGUCCUCGGGACGCUCGUCGCGGAGCCGCGGGCGGUCGGCGUCGCGGUCGGCCUCGCCCACGGCCUCGAUCGCGUCGAAGUCGACGGCGGCGGACGUCGAGCGGCCGCCGUGGUGGGACCCCUGGGAAAGUAGGCUGUGCCCCGACGAGAGGCAGGUUUUUGGACUGCGCGAGUUCUGGGGCUCCACGGGCGGGCGGCUCGGGCGCUGGGUCGCGGACGAGGGCUGGCGGCCGCCGCCGCCCAAGUUGAAUCUGGACGAGCACGACGAUGUUGAUGAUCCGCUCGAGAAGCUCUGCGGGAAAGAUCUCGAGUUCAAGCCCAGACGGGGCGUGACCUGGGUCGACGGGGCCGUGUGCAAGCUCGAACUCGUAAGACAUGGGUUGGAAGGACCGCUGCCCGGUCCCCGAGGUUUGGCGGUUUUGCGGACGUGCGUCGUUCUUAACCUAAGAGGCAACGCCCUGUCGGGAAAUAUCCCGGGCGAUAUUGGGAAUAUGGUCGCCUUGGAACAUUUAGAUCUGGCGGAGAAUGACUUGGAGGGCGCCAUUCCAUCAGAUUUGGUGUACUGUAAACAGUUGCGAGUUUUGAGACUGGAAGACAACAACCUGUUCGGCCCCGUGAACAUUGGUGUCAUGGAAAAUCUGGAAGAGCUCUGCGCCCAGCGGAACCGGUUGUCGGGCAAGUUACCGGACGAGCUCGGCGACUGCACGAAGCUCGAAUUGAUACUGUUACACGACAACGCGAAUUUGAGGGGAGCGCUGCCGCCGUCGCUGGUCAACUGCGUCUCCCUCAAACGCCUGCUCCUCUGCGGCACGCGCAUUGAUCCGAGGUCCCUGCGCGGGGACCUCGCGGAGAAGUUUGCGGAGAUAGGCUGCGACGUCCAGGUGUCGCCGCCCCAGGUCUCCGAGGAUUCGCUCGUCCAGGCCUCGCGGGAUAGGUCCGGUAGUGGGUAAUUGUUGUUAAACUA
Molecule: messenger RNA, 1269 nt
Organism: Pelagomonas calceolata
Lineage: Eukaryota; Pelagophyceae; Pelagomonadales; Pelagomonadaceae
Source: the annotation of a GenBank genome assembly